Protomyces lactucae-debilis is the source of this 588-nucleotide messenger RNA. Its product is annotated as GTPase. Lineage: Eukaryota; Fungi; Ascomycota; Taphrinomycetes; Taphrinales; Protomycetaceae. The transcript has 2 exons. The record is from RefSeq and is a predicted model, not a curated record. Gene Ontology annotation, biological process: protein localization to organelle; intracellular protein transport; Golgi to plasma membrane protein transport. Bases 1 to 588 code for a protein of 195 amino acids. Gene Ontology annotation, molecular function: GTP binding; GTPase activity. Gene Ontology annotation, cellular component: Golgi apparatus.
AUGUAUACGCUUUUACGAGAUUUGGUUGCAUCUUAUACGCGCAAACCAGAAUAUGGCGUACUGAUUCUUGGCUUGGAUAAUGCUGGCAAAACUACGCUCCUUGAACGUAUGAAGAGUGUGAGUGGUGCUCCUUCUCUCGCAGCAGAGAAGAUAACACCAACGGUGGGCCAGAAUGUGGGGAAGCUAGUCAUCAAGAGGACGAAACUGACAUGCUGGGACCUUGGUGGUCAGACAGCGCUACGGCCGCUUUGGCAGCGUUAUUUCUCUGAAGCACACAUUAUUGUCUUCAUUGUUGAUGCAUCUAGCCCAGAGCGUCUGUCAGAGUCAUCGAGUGUUCUAGAGGAUAUUGCAGGGGAUAUUUCUGGGAUUCCGAUCUUAGUGCUGGCCAAUAAGCAGGAUCAGGAAGAGGCUAUGGCGCUAGUAGACAUCAAGGAGGCAAUCAACCCAAUCAUCGAACAGAUUGAUCCUCGCGAGGGUGGCAUACUGGGCUGCUCGGCACUUAGAGGAGAUGGAGUAGCAGAGGCACUCGAGUGGAUCUACUCACGAGUGACGCGUAAUGCGAAGGAGAGGCCGCCGUUGAUGCGGUAG